Molecule: messenger RNA, 1152 nt
Organism: Aspergillus melleus
Lineage: Eukaryota; Fungi; Ascomycota; Eurotiomycetes; Eurotiales; Aspergillaceae
Gene: MAP1
Product: methionine aminopeptidase MAP1
Exons: 4
Coding region: 1-1152 (383 amino acids)
Biological process (GO): proteolysis
Molecular function (GO): metalloaminopeptidase activity
Source: RefSeq, a predicted model, not a curated record
AUGACAGCUGAAGUUGCGCCGCGGAAAUGUAUGGGGGUGGAAUGCGAGAAAAAUGCCGGCACUCUCCAAUGCCCGACAUGUCUCAAAAUGGGCAACGAUAGUUUCUUUUGUUCGCAAGACUGUUUCAAGCGAAGCUGGGGCGAGCACAAGACCGUUCAUAAAUCGAAGACAACGGGGCAAUUCAACCCCUUCCCAUCCUAUCCCUUCGCCGGAUCUUUGAGACCUGUUUAUCCCUUGUCUGCCACGAGAACGAUCCCCAAAACGAUCCCUCACCCCGACUAUGCCAAGGACGGCAUCCCCCGCUCGGAGCAGAAGUUCCUGGGCCAGCGGAAUAUCACAAUCUUGAACAAGGAGCAACAGGAGGGAAUGCGGAAGGUCUGCCGCCUGGCUCGUGAGGUCCUGGACAUCGCCGCGGCGGAAUUGAAGCCCGGAGUCACCACCGAUUACCUGGACGAGGUCGUGCACAAGGCCUGUAUAGAACGCGAGUCCUACCCGUCGCCCUUGAAUUACAUGCAUUUCCCGAAGUCCGUCUGCACUUCGAUCAACGAGACCAUCUGUCACGGCAUUCCCGACCAACGACCUCUUGAGGACGGUGACAUCAUCAACAUCGACGUGACCCUGUACCACAACGGCUACCACGGCGAUCUUAACGAAACCUACUAUGUCGGAGACAAGGCCCGGGCAAACCCGGACGCCGUUCGCGUCGUCGAGACUUCGCGCGAGUGUUUGGAUAAAUCCAUCGAUUUGGUCAAGCCCGGCAUGCUUUUCCGGGACCCCGGAAAUGUGAUUGAGAAGCAUGCCAAGAGCCGCAACUGCAGCGUGGUCAAGAGCUACUGCGGUCACGGUAUUAACCAGCUGUUCCAUUGCGCGCCCAAUGUUCCCCAUUACGGUAAGAACAAGGCCGUGGGUACCGCUAAACCCGGCAUGUGCUUCACGAUUGAGCCUAUGAUCAACCUUGGAACUUACCGGGAUCGCACGUGGCCCGACGACUGGACCAGCACCACGGCCGACGGGUCUCUAUCUGCGCAAUUCGAACACACUCUUCUAGUGACAGAAGACGGCGUUGAGGUUCUGACUGCUCGUCUGGAAAACUCGCCCGGUGGUCCCAUCCCUAUGCCCGUCGUUGACGAGGCCGCGAAGACUGAGGCAUGA